Xyrauchen texanus (razorback sucker) is the source of this 4354-nucleotide messenger RNA. RefSeq names its product nudix (nucleoside diphosphate linked moiety X)-type motif 14 (gene nudt14). The coding region runs from base 63 to 806 and encodes 247 amino acids. Gene Ontology annotation, biological process: ribose phosphate metabolic process; nucleoside phosphate metabolic process. Gene Ontology annotation, molecular function: UDP-sugar diphosphatase activity; metal ion binding. Lineage: Eukaryota; Metazoa; Chordata; Actinopteri; Cypriniformes; Catostomidae. The record is from RefSeq and is a predicted model, not a curated record. The transcript has 5 exons.
CCUGUAGUCUGCGGAUGUGCCAUCUGUGGUGAGAAGUAGCAGUGGGCAGCUAUAUCAAAGCCAUGGAGCAGAUAAAUAAUAUUCAGGUUGUUCCUUGCACCAACUCUGAUUAUUUGAGACCGUUUCGGGUGCAUUAUAACCAGAAUGGAACAAAGAAGUCCUGGGACUUUAUGCAAACCCAUGAUAGUGUCUCUGUGCUGAUUUUCAACACCACCUCACACUGUUUCAUCCUGGUCAAGCAGUUCCGCCCAGCCGUAUACAUGAGUGAAUGGGAGCGGAGCAAACCUAAGCCCUUGCAGCUGACCGAGGAAGGGUCUUCAGAAACUACACCACCAGAACCAAAAGUUCCAGAAGAGGACCAAGCAGGUGAGACAAGUGAGGAGACGUCAAACAACGAUAACCAGCCUCCUGCUUCAGCAGGCGUGACCUUCGAGCUGUGUGCUGGCUUGGUGGACAAACCCGACCUCUCUCUGGAGGAGAUCGCCAGGCAGGAAAUACUGGAAGAAUGCGGCUAUGAUGUGCCAGUCACCAAGCUGAGAAGGAUCACGUCAUACAGGUCGGGAGUUGGAGUAACAGGAUCCAAGCAGACCAUGUUCUACGCUGAGGUAUCGGACGAGAAUUGCGUUGGAGAGGGCGGGGGUAAACCUCAAGAGGGUGAAUUGAUUGAGGUGGUCAGAGUUCCCCUACACGAAGCAAUGACCUUUGCCUUUGACGAGAGCAUCCCGAAAACGAUGGGCGUCAUUUUCAGCUUCAUGUGGUUCAACAGCAACAUGUCGCCGAAAUACAAGAUCUCCACCAAUGUGUAAUGUAAACGUUCCAAGCCAUCCUUUGAAAUACCAGUCAUUAUAUACAGUACAUUUUUUAUAUAUUGUAUUCAAAAUAGUCACUAAUAGUGUAGCUUUUUUUUCAGUUGUUUCUUACACUUUUAUCAGUUUGUUGUGGUUAUAGCUAUUGUCUUAUUUCAGAUUCUGGUGUAAGCAGCACUUACGUGUAGCUGCUAAUGUGUUAUCCGCUUUCUAUGGGAGCCGACACAUCCCAAUAGGUUGCCAUAGAACUGAAGAGGUUCAUUGUGAGUUUGUUUGGUGUAAUUGAAUUCUUUGUUUUUACCAUGUCAGAAAUUUCAAACAGCCAUUUGAUGCAUCUUUUUGAAACCACACCAAGUCCCUUUAAGACUUUGUAACAGUAUUCUGUUUUUCUCAAACUUUAGAGAGCAAGAUUUAAAAAGACCAUGUUGAUACCAUCUCACUUCGGGAGUAUUAAGAGAAAGAUUGUUUACAAUUAAAGCUGUACUUUGUGGCCAGAAAGUGAGACCUCUAGACAUUUUCCCACACAUUUUGCAGACAAAUAAUAUUAAUUUAGAAAAAUAAUAAAGCAAGUAAAACAAUAAUAAAGCCACAAAACUGUAUGUGAGUAUAUGUGGACAAUACACCGGCAGCUACCCAACUGAGAAAACUUGAUAGCCAUGCUCUACUGUAAACAAUCAUUGAAUCGUUUCUUUACCAAGCGAAGAAUAUAAAAAAAUAAGCUCUUGCAUUUUUCUCAGGUCCAAAGCUGACUUUAGGACUUUCAGGGUUAGUGAAAAUGCUGAAAUUUAUUGGAGUAUUUUUUAUUGAAGCUAACAUUGCAGCUAAGUUGAUUGUUUUGAGUGUGUUUUGCACCGAAUUUAUGGAAUACAUAUUGAAUAGUCCUAAAGAAGUACGAGUACCAUUCUUGUCCUACAAGUCUAAAGCUGCUUUGCCAUUAUCACAUAACUUUAUAACAAUGUUCUGAAAUCUUUCAGAACAACUUAUAAUAUAUAUAUGUAAUCAAGAAUGCAUGAGUUUGCAUGUUGAGGUUUAAAAAAAAUGACAUUAAUAUUUUCCAAAAAUGAUAUAGUGUUGGAAAGGUUAGAUUUACUGGACCUUCUAGAGCAGGGCUCUUUAACUACUUUCAUGCAAAACUUUUCUGCAUUUAUCUUAGCUAACACUUUCAUUGCAAGUAACAUGUUAAUUAAAAAACACAACUUAAUACUGUGCAUUUAUCAUAUUAAAAUUGUCACAGGGUAUAUACUGUAUAUUGAAUUGAAGGUUUGGAUAUAAAUUCCUUCAUAAGAUCUGGCUGAAGAACAAACAUGACUUAUACUCUUAACUAACAAAUCAUUUUUGAUCAUCUUAAUUAGAAAAAACAAUAAUACUCAUUUUAACAUUUUGGGGCUGUUGUUUGAAAAUUAUUAAAACUGAGGAGAAACAGUUAGACCUGCUAAAGCCCACACACAAUAUCAACCCACAUUUGACUGUUUACUUAAGAAUGCAUUUAAAUGUAAUUUUCUUUUUGGAAAAAAAUUAUAAAAUGCCCGUUCUUCCAUUUUCUCUAUAAAGUAUCAUCCUAUUCCAUUAGAAAAAAAUGAGUCCUGCAUAUAUUGUGAAUUUGCACACAGUAGCCAGUGCAGGAGCCAGAUAGGUGUGUAGGUAAUCAUUGGCAAAAGAACAAUCUGAGUUGAUGCUGUUCGUGAUUGACAGGGCUGAUUCAGCUUUAUAGAACCAAAUAUUAUCAGGAUAUUUGUAGGUUCAGUUUCACAUUGUCAUAUUUUUCCAAGCCCUACAGACCUUGAACAGAUGAGACACGAUCGUUUGACACUUCCAGAAUAGUGAAUAAAAACAGCACAUUUUCUUUGAACAUUCAGUUUUCCUAAUUGAUUGCUUUUGAUGCCUGAGAUGUGCAUAUGUGCUGACAAUUUCUGCCACAACUGUGUUGAUAAUUAUUUACAUUUGUAGAUUUUGCGCACUCACACAAUCAAGCAAUUUUUAAAAAAAAAGACUCUAUCAAGCGCUCACCUUAAACGGUGUGAUCCAUGUUUAGCAAAGGAGUGUAACUAAACUAUCGCCAGAAAAGCUUAAGCGUGCACUCUGGUCCGCACAACUGAUGAUGGCUGAAUACUGUUGCGCAUGCCAAUGAGCGUUGUUAAACUCACCGAUGAUUGCUGAGGCUUGUGUCUAUGAAUGCUGUUUUGCACAGAGAAUGCUCUAGUAUUUCAGAUGGCCAGACAAUUUGGACAGUUUGGCCAGAUUUGGCCUGUAGGCUGCCAGUUGACUAGCCCUGCUCUAAAGUCACAAGAAAAAUACAUUGAAUACCAUACUUGGAGAUAAUUCUACUCAACAUACAUGAAUAUAAGCAAUAUACUCUCAAUAUCUUACUCCAAUAUUUGACUUGCAAACAUUUUAUUAGGAUGAUUGAAUUUAGCUUUCGUUUUCCAUCAACUGAACACAAAAAUAUGUUUUGCAGAAAUCUUGAGCUCACCAAAAGCCUGAGUACACAGAAGCUUUCUGAAUCAAAGUCUUGCUCUGUUUCAGUUCAGUUUUGAUUCUCUUAUGCACAGAGCUCUUUCGCUGGUUUUCUUGAGGGCUUGUUUAUUAAGUGAAGGAUAUUGUUAUCAAAGAUAAUAACACACCUUAUUUAGCAUUUGUUAAUAAUCUGUCUUUGUUUCUAACAUGACAAAUUAUCACCAACACUUCAAAUAAAUGCAGUAUUGUAAGCUGAUUGGAUCUUACUGUAAAACAUUCCUUCUGUCCUGUCAUUGCCCUCUGUAGCCUAUAUUCUGUUGUUUUUGAGUGUUAUAACUUAUAUUAUCAAUACAUACGAUAAUGCACAAGUUACAAUCAUCAUAUAAUCAUAAAAAAACAUAAUGUUGUGGGGGGAAAAGACAAGCAGAUUUGUUUUGGUCCAAAACAGAGGGGCUAGAGUGUGUUUUUAAUCUUAAAGAUUAAACUUUCCUGCCAGACAGGAGUGGGUGGAAGACAUUUGUAGGUAACUGAUGAUUUCUACACUUUUAAUAUUGUGAUUGGUGGAUUCAAGUGAACAUUCUUCAUUUAAAGAAUGCAAAUGUGACAUUUAGGAAUUAUGCAUUGUUUUGAGGGCACUGUCGAGCAUUAUUUCAUAUCGUAAUUGCUCAUAUAUCGUUUCUUUUUCUUAUAAAACCUUUCUAAAAAAUAAAAUCAUGUUUCUGAACGUUGAAAUUGUUUGAGGGGUUUUGGACGUUUAUCUCAGGAUUGGGCUUCUUUUUUUCUUUCUUUGAAAUGAUGAAAUAUUGUUGAUUUAUUGUCAUGUGCCACUGUUACUAAUGCUUGACUUUUAGUAUUUCAACAGAGGUGUUGUUCUAUUCAUGUCUUUUUAUCUCUUAUUUUUUAAACAUUUGUAUAUUUGUUUUAAUUUAUGGCACCUUGUGCAAACAUAUAUUUCAAAUAUGUAUGUAUGUAUGUAUAUAUAUAUAUAUAUAUAUAUAUAUAUAUAUAUAUAUAUAUAUAUAUAUACUCAGAAAUGAAAUAUCGCAUGUGCACUGUAUUACAUUUGAUCUGCAUUCAGUUGAAAUGAAUAAAAA